This is a messenger RNA of Pisolithus orientalis, 1869 nucleotides long. RefSeq lists its product as uncharacterized. The record is from RefSeq and is a predicted model, not a curated record. Gene Ontology annotation, molecular function: protein O-acetylglucosaminyltransferase activity. Gene Ontology annotation, cellular component: endoplasmic reticulum. The transcript has 6 exons. Gene Ontology annotation, biological process: protein O-linked glycosylation via mannose. NCBI's taxonomy places the organism in Eukaryota, Fungi, Basidiomycota, Agaricomycetes, Boletales, Pisolithaceae. The coding region runs from base 85 to 1650 and encodes 521 amino acids.
CGAUGUCAUGUGUGCAUUAUAUAUGUAGGCUCUCGCCCGAUCUACCAAACUUCCUGAGGCAUACUCGGCGGCUCUCACUCCCUGAUGGUUCUAAGGCCCCCAUCGAAGCGUGAUGCCAUCCUCAUUUUAGUGGGGGCUCUGUGCACGCACCUCCUCACGGUCCUUGCACCGCUGGCGCCUCAAGCCAUAGUGAUCAGCCAUAGUUUGAAAGGGCAGGUGAUUCUGGAACAUCCUGUGCUAUAUGAUCAAGCGCCGGAGGACCCCCAAGCAGCCGGCGUCUUGGGCGAGGACGUCCGGCUUUCUGAGGAGGAUACUUCGAGCGGUGGGCCCGGAGCUGUCUUCCCGGAGACCACCUUAGUUGAGCAUGUCCCUGGCUGGACAGUCUUCCGCGACGUAUAUAUGUUCAAUGGGACUCUGCUUAUCGUAUCGUCGUCUCCCAGUUCAUACCCAGAGAUCAGAUACAUGACAUCGACGGGCCUCGCUGCAGAUGUCUCGGCCGCUAAUAUUGCUGCACGUGAACCCACCCAGUGGAACAUGGAUUUCCUAAGUCCGGAGCAAGCGGCUCAACGCUGGGGAGAAAGUCCUGGAGACCGACGAAUCACGACUGUAGAGGGCAAUACGCUUCUGUUUAACGAUCCUCCGCAGUUCCUUGCACAUUAUUACCACUUCUGCGCUGAGCUUCUACUGGGUACCUGGUCUUUCUGGACUGGGGCAGCUUAUCCAGAGCCUCCACCACCUGUGCAUCGCGCCAUCUUCCCGCACUCGUCGGCCUCUGGAUGGCGAGACCACCCAGGGUUCAACAGCUAUUUUCUCCGUGCCGCCUUUCCGUCACUUACUGUAGAGGUGGAUAUUGAUUGGCAGGACCGCGUGGCGGCUACUGCGGAAAGCGAUAUCGAUCGGGCAUGGCACCUCCCGUAUCUCUUACUUGCAGACAGGUCUGCAGCCUUUCGAGGCAGACUUUGUGGGUCGACGAAUCAACGGACGGCAAGCGAGUCGGUCGAUGGUCUCAUUGCUCGUUCGAAACUGGAUGUCAAUGGUCUUUGGUGGCGACCAAUCAGAAAUGCCGUGUGGCGCUUUGCCGGGGCCACCGGGAACGUCUUGGAUGUGAAGGGGGGAGAAAACGUAGAUGAAGAGUACGAGGAAACUGAUAAAUUUACGAUUACUUACGUUUCUCGACAAGGGACGAGACGCCGUCUAAUACCCGAGGACCAUGAUUUACUGGUUUCGGAGCUAGAGGCUCUUGUGGCAAGGAAAAACGCUGAGGCAUCGUUGACGAAGGGAAAGGCAUGGGUGUUGAACGUCGUGAUGGCGGAAACAUUGACCAAGAACGAGCAAGUACGCCUUGCUUCCGAAACAAAUGUCUUACUCGGCGUUCAUGGAAAUGGUCUUUCUCACUUGAUUUUGUUGCCUCGCACUCGGUUCUCAGCUGUGAUCGAAAUUUUCUACCCUAGUGGUUUUGCCUACGAUUACGAAUGGACGGCACGGGCGGUGGGCAUCAAGCAUUACGGUGUGUGGAACGAUACCUAUUUCACGGAGGAGAAUACGCCGAGAGUUCAUUAUCCUGAGGGGUUCCAGGGCCCCAGCAUCCCAGUCUAUGGGCCAACCAUUGCAAAUCUGAUCGAAAAGCGCAUCAUGCGAGAAUUGCCAUGACCCUUGGACGGUUUUCUGGUGAUCGCAGUAGCCAGCCACCUGACACUUUGUGCUUACUGGCCACUGUACGGUUUUAUGCGUAGAAGCGUGCAAUUUCUUGGAUUUUCCUACGUAUGAGCUGUAUACAGACAUUUCGGGGACAAUCGUUGUACAUGUUCAUAUUUCUGUAUCGUAAGGGCUUUUCUGGGAACGGAUAGUCACCGUGUGGCUGUACAUGCC